Messenger RNA from Cornus florida, 1418 nucleotides. RefSeq names its product V-type proton ATPase subunit D-like. Gene Ontology annotation, cellular component: vacuolar membrane; proton-transporting V-type ATPase complex. Gene Ontology annotation, molecular function: proton-transporting ATPase activity, rotational mechanism. The coding region runs from base 276 to 1058 and encodes 260 amino acids. Lineage: Eukaryota; Viridiplantae; Streptophyta; Magnoliopsida; Cornales; Cornaceae. The transcript has 2 exons. The record is from RefSeq and is a predicted model, not a curated record.
UCCUUUCGUAGGAGGUCUACCUAAUUAUCAUGUAAACGAUCGUAUAGGAUUAUUAUCGAUUAGACAAUUUUAGCCCAAAUAGCUCCAUCGUCACGAAGAAUCUGACCAAACUAUUGAUUCAAUCGAUCAUCCUAAUCAGAGACAUCUCCGAGUUCGCAGUUCGAACUGUCUGAACCUGCUCGUCUUCAUCAUCAGCCGCUCAUUCACACAUUCGAUCCGCCCAAUUCGGAUCCCCAUUUUAUCGUCACACAAGUUUAGCUUAGAUCUUUGGCAAGAUGUCAGGCCAAAGCCGCCUCAAUGUAGUACCCACUGUCACAAUGCUUGGGGCAAUGAAGGCCCGCCUUGUUGGUGCUACAAGAGGUCAUGCUCUUCUCAAGAAGAAGAGUGAUGCUUUAACUAUGCAGUUUCGUCAGAUUCUCAAGAAGAUUGUUUCGACAAAGGAGUCCAUGGGAGACGUCAUGAAAACAUCCUCCUUUGCCCUAACUGAAGCUAAAUAUGUUGCUGGUGAGAACAUCAAGCACACUGUCCUUGAGAAUGUCCAGAAUGCAUCCCUCAAAGUUCGAUCCCGGCAAGAGAAUAUUGCAGGUGUGAAGCUCCCCAAGUUUGAGUAUUUCACUGAAGGUGAGACAAAGAAUGCUCUGACUGGAUUAGCAAGAGGUGGUCAGCAGGUGCAAGCUUGUCGUGCUGCUUAUGUGAAAGCCAUCGAGGUUCUUGUUGAUCUUGCUUCUCUCCAGACAUCAUUCCUGACACUUGAUGAGGCGAUCAAAACCACAAAUCGCAGGGUCAAUGCCCUGGAAAAUGUUGUGAAGCCAAGGAUAGAAAACACAAUAAGUUACAUAAAGGCGGAACUUGAUGAGCUUGAAAGGGAAGAUUUCUUCAGGCUGAAGAAAAUUCAAGGAUUCAAAAAGAGGGAGGUUGAGAGACAGAUGGCAUCUGCCAAGCAGUUUGCGGAGGCGCAGAUCGCAGAGAAAGUUUCUUUGCAGAAAGGUAUUUCACUUGUUUCAGCGCAUAACAUGUUGUCUGAUGCCUCGCAGAAAGAUGAAGACAUAAUUUUCUGAUGUGGAGGUGAGUUUAUUUUGUUUUCUGCUGUGUUGUGUGGCUUCGACUCUGCUGCUUGUUUUAUAAUGGAGAAAUUCCUAUAUCUAAUUAGAUGGAUAAGCUAUGCAGAAAGACAGAGGACAUAAUUUUCUGAUGUGGAGGUGAGUUUAUUUGUUAUCUGCUGUGCUGUGUGGCUUCGACUCUGCUGCUUGUUUAAUGAUGGAGGUAAUCCUAUAUCUAAUUUACAUGGACAAGUUAUGUGUUGGGAGUAAAAGCUUCAUGUACAUGCCUAGUUUAUUGGAUUAAAUUAUGACCAGAAUUAUCCAUCUCAUGGUUUCAAUAAUAUAUUUUGCUUGGAAGUGUGUGGUUUAUUGUUACAA